Paramormyrops kingsleyae is the source of this 5327-nucleotide messenger RNA. The record is from RefSeq and is a predicted model, not a curated record. NCBI's taxonomy places the organism in Eukaryota, Metazoa, Chordata, Actinopteri, Osteoglossiformes, Mormyridae.
UACCUUCUAGCGAUCGGCCUGCUUAACAUUUCCUAACAAUAUCCUAACGAUUCCUAACAAUAUCCUACCAAUAUCCUAACGAAUCCUAACGAUUCCUAACAAUAUCCUAACAAUUCCUAACAACAUUGCAAGAAUUCCUAACAUUUCCUAACGAGGUCCUAACUCAUAUCCGAACACUGCGACCGGAGGGGGCAAAAGAGCCAAUCAGUUGAAACAGACGAUGGAUUAGAAGAACCAAUCAGCAAUCAAUGUUUUACGAUUGGAUUAUUGUCACGUGACAAGCACAGUAACGCGCCUUCUCGUCUCUGACUGCGAAAUUAAGAGACUAGUAAGAAUAAAAGCGGUAUGUACAAGCUGGUUUAUGCAUUUAUGAACCUUAGAAUAUUUUUAUUUACUUUCCGGGCGUGUUAUUGAAAUUGCCAGUGUACGUGCUUCCAGAAUCGUUCCCAAAAAGGCGCUUGUAAGACAUCUCAUAUUUUAUCCAUAUUUUGAACGAUUCGAAUAAUAAACAAUGUACAAACAACACGAACUGCAAGGGGAAAGUCGACGGUUUUUUUUAAGAACUAGCUGGUGAUCAGGGCUCAUUGUUGACACACCACAGCACAUAACAACGAAAAGUGUCCUUUGCAUUUAACUCGAAUGCGACAUAGCAGGAGCCAGUUAAUUCAGCAUCCGGGGAGUAGUGCUUGAGGGGGGUGCCUUGCUUUUCGGGGAAUCGAACCAGCAAUCUUUCAUUUGCAAGUGCACUUCUCUAACCAUUAAGCCACCACUGCCCACAGUGAAUCUCGGUGACGUAUAUCUCAUUAGGAAGCUAAAAACGUUGUCCCUCAUUUACCCAGAUAUUUGACAUUUGCAGAAAUGACCAAGACAGGUAAACCCGACGCCUACUGGGCAGGUAUCCUUCACCUGUAUGCCCAGGGGAAGUACCGGUUUACCACAGGUAAGAAGCCGGGGGCCAGCAAAUGGAAAGCUGACCUCAAAAAAAUUGACAGCUGUCCAUUGACUCCUCCAUACAACCACCAAGUCCGAGAACAUGACAUCUUUGGAAAAAAAAUCCCCUGUACAUGCGGAUACCAUAGGGUAAGUGAUGAUCAUAUUUAAGUUUGAUAUAUUCUCAAGGUUCAUACGUUUUGGAAAGUUAUGAAAUUUGAAGAAAAUAGAUUUUGUUAAAUGUGUUAAAUUCAGGGCAUAAUGUAAUCAUUUCACUUCUUGUUCACGUCAUGUAAUUUUUCACUAAGGGUAAAUUUUUUUCACAGAUUUUUAUUCUUAUGCAUGAUGUAGACUGAUGUUUCAGCAAAUACAUAGUCAUGGAAAAUUGCCAGUCAGUCAUGGAAAAGUCAGUGAAAAUUCCAUCCAUCCAUCCAUUUUCUGAAAUUGCUUAUCCUAUUCAGGGUCACAGGCGGUCUGGAGUCUAUUUGCUGGCUAGAAUGUGUAUGAACCUGUGUAUGAAUUUUGAUAUAUAAAUUCUAAAACAGUGCAUAGGAAAUGUAUUAACUGUGCUUGGAUUGUUUACAGUUAGUAACAGUGAAGUUAAGUUAUUUUCAAACAAAAAACUUUUUUUCAGUCAGCUCAGCAGACAGGCGCAUCAGGGAGAGAGCCAACAGAGGCAGAAAGGAGCUCGAGAGGAAUCUUGUGAGCAGUGUGGGAAGAUUAUUAAAGGUGUAGAUGGGUUGCUGCAGCAUAUUGAAGAAGAACAUGAUCCACCAAAACAAUCACCACCACCAAAACAAUCACCACCACCAAAACAAUCACCACCACCAAAACAAUCACCACCACCAAAACAAUCACCACCUGCUGCAGCUCUUCCACCACCAAAACAACCUCCUUCAGCUUGUCCACCACCACGACAACCACCACCUACUACGCCUCUACUAUCCCCACUCCGACAACCACCAUCGCCUCUUCCUUCCACAUCGUCACAUUUUAUCCACCUGAGGCCACCGGAUGUGAACUGGGUGAGCUUUCUCCCCAAACAGUUCAUGCGGGUCAUCAAGGCAGCUGACCGGGAGUGGAUUGCCCAAUGUCUUUAUGAGCCAACAGGACAGCUAAGGCAACAGUUUUCCCAAAACUGGUUCUAUCCACCUGGUCCACCAAAACUAUCAACUGCACCACCUGAUCCCUUGAACUAUUUCAGGCAGCGGAUGUUUCUUUGGGCACCGAUGCGGAUGUGGGGUAUUUCCCUGAAGUGCCCUCAGUGCAACACCAAGAUGCACCACUCCGGCAUCUACACUAAAGCAAGGGAAGUAAUAGAUUUCGACUCACGAUAUUAUUUGGUUGGUGGGGACUAUCCACGGUGCAGCAGAUGCAUGAUCCCUGUCUGUCCUUGGAGUAGUGAGGUGUUGAAACAGUUGGAUCCUGCCCACCGAAACAGGUUCCCCGCUGUUCUUACUACUCAGCUUGCUCUGGACAGGAAAUGUGUAACGAUGCUUAAACCACGAACUGCAGGGAACAGCUCCAGUUACCUCCAGCAAGCACUAGAGGAAGUUCAUAGUGAGGAGUGGGCAAGGCACAGCAUUGAGUACCUGUCUGACUGUGAACUUCACAAAAGGAGGAGUGCCUUAACCCAAUGUGAGGCAGCUGUCUAUUAUCCGCCCCCACCCUUUUGUCCCCUACCCCUUGCACAGUGGUUCGAAACAGUCCAUGCCAAUGAGAUCCUGUGUCAUCUGGAAGAGAUGAAGGGUGUCAUUACUACAACAUAUGGCAGGAUUUUAAAGCUUGACUCCACAAAAAAGAUCACAAAGAAGCUCGCUGGUGGCAUUGCAGACACAGCUACUUGGAUGACAAACAUAAGUAAUGAAUGUGGCCAGGUACUGAACUGUGUUUUAACCACUGGUGAGGGAGCUGGCCUAGCUGAGUUGUGCCAGGGUAUCGUCAAGCGUUACCAGGCCGCAGGGGAGCCAGAGCCAGAUGUCAUCUAUGUUGACAGAGAUUGCUGCAGCGAGACAGGUAUGCCCCCAGUCCUUGUCUGGUUUCAGCCAUGGAAGACUAUAGUGAGACUGGACAUUUUUCACUUUAUGAGAAGAUUCAGCACUGGUCUCACAACAGAACACCAUCCUCUGUAUGGUGUUUUCUGUUCAAAGUUGUCUUCCUGUAUUUUUGAGUGGGACCAGCAGGACAUCUGCCAUCUCAAGGACGCAAAGAGGUCAGAGAUGAAGAAAAAAAAUGCUGGUCUUGCUCCUACAGAUGCACAAGUUCUGGCCAGUAUCACCUCCAGUGAACUAGCCAGGCAUUGCAGAAGGAGAACUCGUGGGGUUGAAAACACCCGUGGCCUGAUCCAAGAACUGUUGAAGUCCAUGUGGGAUCUGACUGACACUUCAGGUUUACGGCUGAUCAACCCUGAGAGCAUGACACAUGUGUGGGAGGUGCAACAGAAGCAUUUGCCAUGCAUCCAAGACCCACCAGGUGUCGAAUUAUACACCAAACUUGGCUCAGGGUUGCAAAAAGGAGACAAGGUCCUGGACGUCUUGAGAUGCGCCAGAGGGUCAUCUUCUCUGGAGAGUUUUCAUCGCCACCAGUGCACCUUUAUCCCAGGAUGGAGAUGUAAUGCCAUGCACACUCAGAUGUACAUGCUUGAGGGUGGGUCCAGGUGGAACAUGAAUAGAGCCCAUGAAGCUGUGAGUUUGAGUGCCAAAUCACACACUAAACUGUACGAUGUCCGCCUGAUGUCCAACCUGAAUUCACUCAGCAACAGAGUCCUCCGUCAUGCACUCUUGCCUGAAUUUAUUCCCCCUGGGAGACCCACUGGUGAGCGUAUUGCAGUGGAGUAUUUACUUGCUCAGUCUGACAGAGGUGACCUGCUGGCUCCACAACAGCACAGGGAACUUGGCAUCAUUCUACCUGAGCUGCAGAUUGAAGUUCAGGAGGAAGAGUGUCUUGAUGUCACGAUAAGUGAUGUAGCUGACAUUGUCAGGAGGAGUCCACCUGAAGCCCCCCAGUUUGAAGACGAUUUGAACACUUCAGCCAAUCGCAGUCCUUUCCCCCAUGGUGAUUCAGCCAGCGCAGCAUCCCAGGAGACACAUCAUGAAGAAAGCAGUCUCUUUAACAGUCCUCUCAGUCCAGGAAGAAACAUACUUACUGAGGACAGUUCCUCUUGUGGACCUAGCACAUCAUCUCAGGAUAGCCGAUGUGAUGCCAGAGGUGUUCCAGGAUGGGAGGCAGUUGAUAACUUGGCGAAGUACCUUGUCAACCUGAACCGCACGAUAACUGCCUUGUCAACCACAGAGACAGCUGAGAUUGUGCAGCUAUAUUCCAGUCUACAUGCCAUGGACAAGGCUCCCUCCAAGUAUACACUAAAAUGUAAGAAGACAACCUUGCCAGGGCCGUGGAGAGCGUCCAGGAAACGUAGUGGUUCUGCACCUGGUCAACAAGCAGCUGAAAGACUAUUCAUGACCCAUGGUCAGGCUGCCCAAAGACCUGAUACCAACAGAAUUUCAGAGUGUGUUUCCCUCAGGCUUUUGAAGGAGUAUCAGCAAGGGAGAAAUAGGCCAAAAGACUGCAAGGGCAAAACCUUACCCAUUCCACAGUCCAUUGUGCAAACAUACUGUCACAUUAAACAACUGCUUGAAGACAGCCGGGUGAUACAGGACCAGACGAACUUGGUACUCGUUACCAUUAAUACCACUACAGUGUCUUCUUGGUUAUAUGAAAGACAGAAGAGGACAGACCGUGAAUCACUCCUGCAAGGAGUACAGCUUCCCCAGAAGGUCUCUGCUGCGAAGGAUUCCUUGCCAAAAGCAAGAGAUCUGCCUUCUGCACCUGUGGAACAUGGACAUGUAGCCAUGGAGUUCCAGGAACCAGAAAAUCGUGAGGGUGAGGCAGUGAUACGCCGGCGCCGCAGUGUCAGAACUGGUUAUGCACAGGACUGUCCUCCUGGGUCAUGUGCAUGGCCUGCUGCUUCUGCCUCAUCCUCAUACCAGAUGGGUCAUCAGCCACCAUCAUCAAUUCCUGCCUGGUCCUCAUAUGAGCAGUGUAAACUACCAGCUUCCGCCACUGCUACCUCAUCUUUAGACCUACCGGGUCAACCACCCUCAGUCCCAUUUCCUGCCUGGUCCUCAUAUGAGCAGUGUCAAAUACCACCACCCCCGUGUCCACCCUCAUCUUCAUACCAACAGGCUGAUCUUCCACGACCCCCAUGUCCACCCUCAUCCUCAUACCAACAGGCUGAUCUUCCACCAGCCCCAUGUCCACCCUCAUCCUCAUACCAACAGGCUGAUCUUCCACCAGCCCCAUGUCCACCCUCAUCCUCAUACCAACAGGCUGAUCUUCCACCAGCCCCAUGUCCACCCUCAUCCUCAUACCAACAGAUGUUGCAUGUACCUGACGUUUAA